Bombyx mandarina (wild silkworm) is the source of this 1945-nucleotide messenger RNA. RefSeq names its product peroxisomal membrane protein PMP34. The record is from RefSeq and is a predicted model, not a curated record. Gene Ontology annotation, biological process: transmembrane transport. Gene Ontology annotation, cellular component: peroxisomal membrane. NCBI's taxonomy places the organism in Eukaryota, Metazoa, Arthropoda, Insecta, Lepidoptera, Bombycidae. Gene Ontology annotation, molecular function: FMN transmembrane transporter activity; FAD transmembrane transporter activity; ADP transmembrane transporter activity.
CAUAGAUUAAACACGUAAUUGAGGGCAGUGUUUUUUGAACUUAGUUAUCGCAUUUAAUUGUAACAAACAUGACAUCAUUAUUAAGUUAUGAGACUUUAGUGCACGCUACAGCUGGUGCUGCGGGCAGCGUCGUGGGCAUGACAAUAUUUUAUCCGUUAGAUACACUCAGGUCACGGAUUCAAGUUGAGGAUUCGAAGAAGUUACAAGGAUCGACACUGGGAUUAUUAAUAAAACUAGCUAGUGAAGAAGGUAUACAGUCUCUUUACAGAGGUUUAUCACCAGUUUUACAGUCAAUUUCAGUAUCCAACUUUGUUUACUUUUACUCAUUCCAUGCAUUACGAAAUAUAUCUUCCCAGCCAACAACAGCAUUGCCUGAUCUACUUUUUGGUUUAAUUGCUGGAAGUAUCAAUGUUAUUUUAACAUCACCGCUAUGGGUUGUAAACACAAGAAUGAAGUUGGAAAAAAACAAUUACAAAAAUUUAUUUGAAGGUCUCCUUGAACUAGCAAGAACGGAAGGCGCAAAAGGCCUUUGGUCUGGCACUGUUCCUUCACUACUUCUAGUUUCAAAUCCAGCUAUUCAGUUUAUGGUGUAUGAAUCUCUAAAACGAACAUUUAUGUCCCAAGGCUCAUUCCAUACAUACACAUCAUUUUUAGUUGGGGCUACAGCAAAAUCUGUAGCCACAAUCCUAACCUACCCCUUACAAGUAAUUCAAUCUAGACUUCGUGCUGGUACUAAUUUGAAAACAUUGGUGAAAGAUAUUAAGUCAAAACCAAUUUCAAUGUUCCGUGGACUGGAAGCCAAGCUUUUGCAAACAGUCAUGACAGCUGCUUUGAUGUUUGUUGUUUAUGAAAAACUUGCUAAUUUAGUUUUAAUUAUUAUGAGAAUUGAGAAGGAAAAUACUCACUGACUAGAAAAAUUAAGUUUCUCAGAGUUAUAGAUUAGAAAACAUGCAGUUUCUCUUUUAAAUAAUAAUCCAAGUAAGGGGCCGUUUACGUAUUACAUAAGUAGAUUUAUUACAAUUAUUUACCACUCCUUUCCCCUUGUCAGCAAAUGUAAGCAAAGCUCUGACGUGCGUUAUCGUGGUGAAACAACACCUUUUUUUUUGCCAAAUGAGGCCGUGUGUCCUUCAAUUUUUUAAAGAAGUGUACCAAUAACUUAUUUUAGUAUUGUCCAAUAUGUCCAAUGAUCGUUCUUCCUUUUUCUAAAAAAUCCAUGUGCAUGACUCACUUCGCCUCCCAAAACAAUCGUCGUCAUGACCUUUCCAGCCGAUGGGACCGUAUUCGCCUUCCUUGGAGCAGAUUCACCGGGAGAAAUCCAUUGUUUUCAUUGUUGUGUAGUUUCUUGUGUGUAAUGACGAAUCCAGGCUGCGUCAAUGGUGAAAACUCGACGCAAAAAGUUCUUCAGAUCUUCCUUGAAUCGCUUCAAACAAUGCUGCGAAGUUAACAGCCGUAUCGGGUUGUUGUCCACCGUGAGCAUUCGCGGCACCCAUCGGGUCGACCACUUUUUCAUCGCCAACUUAGCAUAUAAAAUAUAAAUUGCUGUUCCGGUCGACACACUUAUUGCCUUAGCUACUUCGCGCGCUUUAGUUCGUCAAUCAUCGAGAAUCAUGUCGUGGAUUUUUUCAAUGGUUUCUUCGCUAACCACAUCUGCCGGGCGUCCUGGUCUCUCCUCACCCAAAACGAGUGUUCAUAAACGUUUAAAUUCAUUUAAUCAAUAUCUAACUAUGGUCAUAGGUCACAUGUCCCCUUAAACAGCAUCCAACUUUGCUUUUAUCUUCUCGCAUUUUUUCCCAUCCAAAUACAAAAAGCGAAUUACUGAACAUUACUGCACUUUUUCCAUCUUACCGAAAAUCACGAAACACCUCUUACUCGAAUAGCUGCCAAAUCCAAAUUAACCUAAAAAUUAAUCUAAAUUUUGUUUUGGCGUCGUUUGAUAGAUGACCAU